ACUGAUCGCUAUCCGUCGUGAAACGCUACAAAACUAGAGUCAAUUUUGUGUCAGUUCAAUUUCGAGGAACCGAGGAAAGGUCGUCCAUGGCGUCCAUCAGCGUUAAUCUCGCGAAACCAGCCGUCUUCGCCGCCAACUCAGCCAGGAAGCCUUCAGCUCCGUGCAGCUCCGCCGAUUGCAGAACCACAGCGUUCCUCGGAUCGAAGAUCUCUUUCUCGCGCGACGUGAUGCUGAAAAAUAAACAGAGAAAGCAGAUGACGGUGGUUGCCGCAGCCGGCGACGUCUCGGCGAACGGAACGACAUACCUGAUCGCUGGCGCAGUCGCUAUCGCGUUGAUUGGAACCGCCUUUCCGAUUCUCUUCCAGCGCAAGGAUCUGUGUCCGGAGUGCGAUGGAGCAGGAUUCGUGAGGAAAUCAGGAUCGACGUUGAGGGCGAACGCUGCGAGGAAGGACCAGGUUCAGAUCGUAUGCGCCCGGUGCAAUGGUCUCGGCAAGCUGAACCAAAUCGACAAAGUCAAAUAAGUCACAGAUAUUCUGUAUGUAAAGUUUCCGUACAGUACACGAGUACAGUGUGAUCUCAAGUUUGUAUAAUUGUACGGUACUUUUGUGAAGAGUUUAUUUAAUUAAGGCCCAAUUGGUAAUUUGCAUGAAA
Messenger RNA from Andrographis paniculata, 651 nucleotides. RefSeq lists its product as uncharacterized. The transcript is spliced from 2 exons. The coding region runs from base 87 to 521 and encodes 144 amino acids. Gene Ontology annotation, cellular component: chloroplast thylakoid membrane. The record is from RefSeq and is a predicted model, not a curated record. Lineage: Eukaryota; Viridiplantae; Streptophyta; Magnoliopsida; Lamiales; Acanthaceae.